Molecule: messenger RNA, 2478 nt
Organism: Lepisosteus oculatus (spotted gar)
Lineage: Eukaryota; Metazoa; Chordata; Actinopteri; Semionotiformes; Lepisosteidae
Gene: ctsl.1
Product: cathepsin L.1
Biological process (GO): positive regulation of peptidase activity; immune response; positive regulation of apoptotic signaling pathway
Cellular component (GO): lysosome
Molecular function (GO): cysteine-type endopeptidase activity; cysteine-type endopeptidase activator activity involved in apoptotic process
Source: RefSeq, a predicted model, not a curated record
UGACUAAGUGGAACGCGCUAUAAAUGCCCCCGCUCUAACAGCUUCCUUACUCCACUGAAAGAGGCGGUGAAGGUUUCUUAGCUGUGCGAGAGUCACGCCAGAGCUCAGGCAGGAUGAAACUCUUCAUUGUAGCCGCUGCUGUGGUGACCGUGGUCUACUCGGCCAGCCUGACCCUAGAAGAUCUCGAGUUUCACGCGUGGAAACUUAAGUACGGGAAGUCCUACAGCUCCCAUGCGGAGGAGGCCCGGCGUAAAGGGACCUGGCUGUCCAACCGCAAGCAGGCUAUCGUGCACAACAUGCUGGCAGACCAGGGCAUCAAGUCCUACAGGCUGGGGAUGACCUUCUUUGCAGAUAUGGACAACGAGGAGUACAGGCGCGUGGCGUUCCGGGGCUGCCUGGGCCGCUUCAACACCACCAAGGCCAGGCACGGCUCCACCUACCUGCGGCAGGCAGGGGGCGCCAAUCUGCCCGACAGCGUUGACUGGACAGCAAAGGGAUACGUCACAGAGGUCAAGGACCAGAAGGACUGUGGCUCAUGCUGGGCCUUCAGCACGACAGGGUCUCUGGAAGGGCAGAACUUCAGAAAGACUGGGAAGCUGGUGUCUCUGAGCGAGCAACAGCUGGUCGACUGCUCUACGGACUAUGGGAACUACGGCUGUGGAGGAGGCCUGAUGGACCAGGCCUUCCAGUACGUCAUUGAUAACGGAGGCAUCGACACUGAGGAAUCCUACCCCUACGAGGCCGUGGAUGGACUAUGCCGAUACAAGCCGAGCAGCGUGGGAGCCACCUGCUCUGGGUAUUCUGACAUUACCAGCGCAGACGAGAGCGCCCUGCAGGAGGCUGUGGCCACUGUGGGGCCCGUGUCUGUGGCCAUUGAUGCAGGACAUGUUUCCUUCCAGCUCUACGAGUCAGGUAUCUACAAUGAGCCAGAGUGCAGCAGCUCUGACCUGGACCACGGUGUCCUGGCUGUGGGGUAUGGCUCUUCUAAUGGUAUGGACUACUGGCUGGUAAAGAACAGCUGGGGUCUCUCUUGGGGAGAUGGCGGCUACAUCAGGAUGAGCAGAAACAAGAACAACCAGUGUGGGAUUGCUACAGCAGCCAGCUAUCCUCUAGUCUAGAAGGUCCAGAGCAACAGUUUUUCCACAGGAACAAAGGGAAAAGUAAAUCACAGAAUGAAUGUGCAAUAAUACCUCACUGUGUUUAUUAAAUGUAGCUUGUAUUUUCAAAACUUUUAAAAUUGGUUGAACAUCUUCUCAACAUCUGUGCUUUCUGAAAGUCAUUUGUGAAACCUACAUGAGAAAACUCCUUUUGAUCUGAGAUUUACAUAUUUCACAAGGUAUCAAAACCAGCCUGCUGUUUUGCUUGUUUCUGUAUUUGGAUAUAAUUGCUAACAAAAAGACAUUUUUAUAGUACAUGUUGACUCUUGAGUUCAAUUCUAAAUGGUAGAGGCCCAGGUUAACUCUAACAUUGAAAUGAUGCACUAUUUUUAACAGCGGCACAUUGUAAUGUUAACAACAAAACACCUUUUAACAGCUGUGUCUGAGCACAGGCAACAAUUUUAAAAAGGAGUAAAGUAAAAAAGCGACAGGUAAAUAGAAUGAAAGAAACACUUAAAAAGAAACACUUUAAUGUUUUAAUAGGUAGAAAUGGCAUUGUGAUUAUUCUAACUUUAUGUGCCCAGAACUUCCAUUAAUGUAGGUGACAUGCUGGUCUCUGAUUAAUUUAAUUUAACCUUUUUUUAGCAAGGUAAGUUGUUUGAGAACAAAUUCUUAUUUUCAAUGACAAGCUGGUCGUGAGACUUGGUUCUUGAUAAUAGUGGCCAAGCGCUGCACUUUAAAUAGUCAAAACAGAUUUAAGCAUGAGAACAGACACAUUCAAAAUGUGAAAAUAAUAGCAAAACAAGAGCAACUUCACUUAUAGAACAGCUGAGGAGAUUUACAGUGCAAUGACGAAUCAAACUUGUUAAAACAAGGAUUGAUUACUUUAAAAAAAUUAUAUAUCAUUUUAUAUUAUACAGUAUAUAAAAAAUAAAAUAGAAUUAAGGACACAGUUAAUGGCUUUCAGAAGUGUGCUGUAAGUUGAAUGGUGCCAAGACUAUGAGAGUUCAAAUGAAUGAUUUAUAACUUCUAUUAUUUUAUAUUUCCUUAUAGAGAACCAAGUACUGGUGCAGAAUCAAAAUGUCUUUAUUCCUCAGGGGACACUACUAGCACUAAAGUUGUAAACAAGUUGUAAUAGUCUUAAGACGUUAAAAGCAAGCAAGGGUGUUUUUUGAUUUUUCUUACAGAUUUCGAAGUACUGUCAGAGGAUGAAUACCUCUGUACUGUUGGGUUUCUUUUUUGUCACUUAGUUUUUAAUGUGUGCCAUCAUGCCAAAUCUUGAUUAAGAACAGCUACAAUGAAUGUUAAAUAUUUUUCUAUCAUAUGAUUGUAAUUCUGGGUAAAAAUAACUGUAUAUUACAAUUAAAUGUGCAUUUCUGAG